This is a messenger RNA of Amphibalanus amphitrite, 3392 nucleotides long. RefSeq lists its product as uncharacterized. The transcript is spliced from 2 exons. The record is from RefSeq and is a predicted model, not a curated record. The coding region runs from base 625 to 2943 and encodes 772 amino acids. Lineage: Eukaryota; Metazoa; Arthropoda; Thecostraca; Balanomorpha; Balanidae.
CAGAAAUGUGCCAGUCAGACCGGGUCCGGGUCCGGGUCCCAAAAUUUUCCAGUUUUGCCACCUCUAAUUGAGACAACUACAGCAGGAGCAAGCACUACAAAGAAAACACGAAGAAAACUUAAGAGCGCUGGAGCUGUUGAGAGCCCAAUAUGAUGUAGAAAGGGCUGUGCUCGAAGAGGAAGAGGAGACAAACGAGGAGAGGCCGAACAUUUUGCCAUCUACCACACUUGAAAAUCGUGAAGACAUCGGUCCGUCAGUGGCUGAUUCGAGCCGAGCUGAGCGUCCCGCUCGCCUGGGAAAUGCAAGCCAACAAGGCAACAAGCCUGUGAGUAUCACGAUUACUGAGGCUCCUAAGUUAGAUGUACUGUGUUUUGACGGUGAUGUGGCACACUACCCACUUUUCAAACGGCAAGUCAACGAGGCACUGGAAAGCGGCCUAUUUUCCGAAGCCAAAAUCGUGUCUCACCUCAAAGAGAGGCUGAAAGGGAGGCAUUUAAUGCCGUGCACGGUGCCCUCCUGGCUGGAGUCUCUCUGACGCGCAUUCUACACGUCUUAGAUUCCAGAUUCGGAAACAAACUGCGCGUAACUCAAGCUGUAACGAGAAAACUCCUAGAACGAUCAAAAAUGAGUGUCAUGGAUGUUGAAGAACUCGCUCGCUUCAGCACAGAGGUAUACAACGCGAUAGCAGUCCUCGAAUCGAUGGGAAGCGAAAACGAAAUGAACAACUUUCGAACGAUCAGCCUGCUCGUAGAGAAGCUGCCUCUGGACAGUCAGCAUGCAUGGGGCUCAUACGGAAGACAGCAUGCGGACGAACACGGUGACGUCACCUGCCGCACCUUCUGUGACUUUCUGGAGGAGCACGCUCAAGACCGGCAAUUCAGCGCCGUUCGCGCUGAGCCCGGCAGCCGAGAACCUACCCGGAAGCCACGCCCACUACCCAGAAAAGUAAGGCAGAGUUACGCGAUGGACAGCGCUGCUGAAGUGGGUCGUGUGGCCGCGUCAGACGCAACCAGUCCCAGUGGGCAAGGAACACGGAGUCGUGCGCAGGUCUCGUGCUACUUUUGUAAGCAGCCCCAUUGGAUUUCGCGCUGCAAAGCUUUCCAAGAGCUGACCGGUGACCGGAGAUGGAAGUGGACCGAGUCAAACAGCGCCUGUGUGCGGUGUUUGAGUACGUCACAUCGCACACAACAGUGUCAUAGACAACUGCCAUGUGGCGUCGACGGCUGCAAAGAAAAACAUCACGCUCUGCUACACACCAAGCCGCAGACGACAGCGGUAGUGGGCACGGUGAACGCCGAUCGUAAAGUUAUGCUGAUGAAGACGGUGGUGGUACGUGUUCACGGACCGAGCGUCACAAGACAGUGCGUGGCUUACUUAGACGAAGGUAGUUCCCUGACACUAAUCGAGAGUGAUUUGGCAGAAGAACUGGGACUUGACACGAUGCCGGACAAGAUGAGAAUUAGGACGAUGACCGGCGUCACAGAGCACGAAGUUGGAAAACUCGACCUUCUCGUCAGCAGCGCCGAAACAGGAAACGAGUUUGAGCUGAAGGAUGCCGUAGCCAUCAACAAGCUGGAACUGAGCAGAAGCCCAGUGACUAUGACGGACCUCGCUAAAAAGUAUCCCCUGCUCGAAACUAUGGCGAUACCUUAUCUCGAUGAGGCUCCUCGAAUGAUCAUCGGGAUGGACAACGCUGAGCUCAUCGCCACAAGACAGCUGCGGCGAACGACGAAAAAUGGUCCUCUGCUGCAGAAGACCCUCCUCGGCUGGACAGUGACAGGGCGGGCCCUGGCCGCUGUCACUGUUACUGACGAGCAAGUGCAGUUCAUCCGGCGGCAUGAAGAUGACUGCACCCUAUUGGACGAGACGUUUCGAGCCAGCUGGACUACUGAGUCGUUUGGCUGUGUGUACGACAAAGAUACACCUGACAGUCCAGAAGACCGCCGAGCAGAGUCCACUCUUCAACAAGAAGUGUUCCACAAUGGAGAGCGCUGGGUCGCGCCCAUUCUGCUGCGAGAUUCGCAGGCCGUGUUUCCUCCCAGCCGGACGAUGGCUGAGAGGAGAGCUAAGACUCUGGAAAGAAAACUGGACAAAACUGAAAAGUCAGGAGAUGGAAAAUCAGCCAAACUGGUGUACGAAAAAAUGGACGAAAUGAUAAGAAACGGACACUUCCGGAGACUAAGCACGGAAGAGGCAGCCAAAGAAACUGACCGCACAUGGUACCUUCCCUUGUUAGCAGUCACUAACAAGAUGAAGCCGGAAAAGGUACGACUGGUUCUUGACGCCGCCGCGAGGAGUCAGGACAGAUGUCUCAACGACUAUCUCAUGAGAGGACCGGACUUCUCCAACUCCAUUCCUGGAAUCAUCUGCAGAUGGCGUGAAAAGCCAAUCGCCGUGACUUCCGACGUCAAGGCCAUGUUCUCGCAAAUUCUCGUGCGGGACCAGGAUCGAGCUUGUCUGCGGUUCCUAUGGAGAGGACGCCGCCGGACGGGACCAGUGGACACUUACGAGUCACAAGUCGUCAUCUUUGGCGCAAAAUCUUCACCGGCUGUCGCUGGAUACUGCUUCAGGGAGACGGGCAAACGAUUCGGAAGCCAACUUCCACACGUGAUGGACGCUAUUGAAAACUGUACGUACGUGGACGACAUCAUAUACAGCGUCAACACGGAAAAUGAGGCGAUCAAAUUCAUUGAAGACAUGACGUCGACCCUGGCUCAAGGAGGGUUCGAACUGAGUGAUUGGACUUCAAACACUGCGACAGUGGUGAAGGACGGGUCGGGGAACGAGACAUCACUCGAAGAAAAUGUAACACUGGGUGUGACCGACUCACAACGAACCCUCGGCACGGUCUGGAAGCCCAGCUCUGACAGUCACACUGAUGGAUGGGCUGAUAUGCCUAGACUCAAGGACAAGACGAUCUCCGGAAAUGAGUACAUCUGCUAGAUUUCCAGUCAUCUUACCACGCGCUCACCUGUACACACGUCUGUUAAUACAGCACAUCCAUGAGAAGAUGGCUCACCGCGGUCACGACGCCGUUCUCGUUGAAUUACGACAGCGGUGUUGGGUGCCACAGGCAGCACGGGAGAUCAGGAAGGUCGUCUCUCAGUGUCGGCUGUGCAAGAUCAGGAAGGCCAAGCCUGCAGCACCGCAGAUGGCACCUCUGCCCCUGCCGAGAGUCACCAUGUUGGGUGGAGCGUUUCGUGCGACGGGACUGGAUUUUUUCGGUCCGAUGCAGAUCAGGAAAGGACGAGCCGUAGGCAAGAUCUGGGGAGCUCUGUUCCGGUGCAUGGCGACAAAGGCUGUACACAUAGAGCUCACUGAGAGACUGGACACCGACGCUACCCUCCCAGUAAACAUGCCGACGUCGGCCCGACGUCGGCCGACUCGGGGUG